CAUGACAGCGGGAAGCCGCGGCCGGCCCCGGCAGCGCCCCGGGCCGCGGCUCUCGCCCGGGAGGGGCGGCCAGGACUCUGUCAUGCAGGACCCUACCCCGGAACGCGCCGAGGAGAGCCGGGCGGCGGCCUCGGCGGAGGGCGGCGGGGCCUUCUGCCUGCAGAGGGUGUUUGAGGAGGUGCAGGGCUCCUCGCAGCUGAGCGCGGCGCCCGCGGAGCCGCCGGCCGUGACGGUGGUGGCGGUGGAGCGGUACCUGGCGCAGGCGCCGCCCGCCGCGCCCCGCCAGUACUGGUACGACGUGACGCUCGCGGACGGCGCGCACUGGCACCGCUGCCACCUCGCGCCGCGCCUCAACGGGCUGGUGCAGCGCGCGCGCCUGCGGGCGGGCACGCGCCUCCGCCUCACGCGCUGCUCGUACCGCUACGACGAGAGGCGCCUGAACCGCGGCUUCUUCUGCCUGGAGGGGCUGGAGCGGGCGGGGGGCACGGCCACCGCCACCGCGGGCACCCCGCCCGACGGGCACCGCCCGCUCCAGCCCCUCCGCGGGGACAAUAGGCACUACUUGCCGCUCUGGAACAACGAGGAUCCCUAUGGAGACGUGUGGGUACCGGACAGGCCCCCGGUGCAGGUGGAUGUGGAUGUCUCCAAACUGACUAAUCUUGGUCACCUGGAAAUGACAUGGAGAAGCAGAGUGCAUUUCCAUCCACUUCUUGUGAGAAUCCUGCACAAAUCUAGACUAAGGUACUAUGGAAAACCAGAGAAAAAAAUGGAUAUGCCUUAUCAGGCUUACUUUGAAGUUGCUGAUGGCUCAGGCAUGAUGUCAAUGGUUUUGUGGAAUUCUCUGUGUCCUGAGUGGUAUCACAGUAUGAAGGUUGGCACAGUGCUCCUCCUUGCCAAGUAUGCCAUCAAAUCCAGUUACCCGUUUAAAACACACCCCACCCCAGGGGAUUCACAGAUGAAGAGAUUUGCUACAAUUGAAAUUUGCCUUAAUGUUCGAGAUCCUCCUACUGAAAUCAGUAUUAUUCCAGAAGAAAUGGUUAAGCCAGAAUGGGGAUUACCUGAAGUUAAAUAUAGGUUUAUCACAAGGUCAGAGCUGGAUGACUUACCGCACAAUCAUUCCUGUGAUGUUAUUGGUCUUGUGACAUUUGUAGGAAGGGCUGAGCGAGCCAGAAAAAGAGAACACAGUGAAGACUUCUGGCUGUAUCGUUGGGCACAUGCCAUUGAUGGGACCUCAGACCAACCAUUCAUACUGGAAUUGUUUGCAACUUCUCAGCCAGAUGUGUUUGAGCGUAUUCAUCCAAUGACAUACUUGGUGUGCACACAGAUGAGAGUGAUGACUGAGAAUCCUUCCAGGACAGUUUACCUUACGACUUCAAAUGAAAGUCAAAUAUUCAUUACAGGGUGGCACAAGGGCCAGCCAUACACCAAGGAUGCCAAAGUGAAAAACUUUAUUCAGUGGACGAAAUCGCAAAGUGAAGCUGAUCAAAUAAAGAAAACUGUCAUCGGUGGCUAUUACCCUUUUCCACGACCUCCUGAUAGCUUUUUGAAAUAUUGUAAAAACAAUGAAGUUGAAUCAGUUUUGAAACCCAUAGGUGAAAUAGGGAAGGAGAUUGAGGACCUGCACUACAGAGAACACAAGCGAAUUGCUGUUCAGGGAAUAAUUAGUGCCAUAAGAUACAUCAGCUGUAGCAAUACAGCUGAAGAAGCCCCAGGAGGGGAAAUGGUCCAGAAAGAUACCUCUCAGUCUCUUGGAAGCUCUUCUGUGUCCAAAGAAGACUGUGUUGACAAGGGAAAAAAUGAAGUUAAGUCUUUUCUGGGGCCACCCUGCACUCCUGAGGAACAUCAGCACCAAGCUCUGCUCUCAAAGGGGAGUUCAGUCAAGAGAAAGGCAACACGCAGAUCCAGAAGAGAUGCAGAACAGGGAGGUACAUCUGUUAGUCCUGUAUCAUCUUGCCCCUAUUUUACACGGACUGUAAGAAGAAAACUUGGCUUAGAUGAAUAUCAGCAUGGACAUUCUGUGCAAGAUAAAAAUGAACAGGCUGUGUCAGACAGUUCGCAGUAUUGCACAGAUCAAGAAGGAGUGAAUAAUAUAGCUGAAACUGAAGAGCCUGGAAGAACUUGUGGUUCCUGGCAGAGUGACCUGUGGGCACAAGUGAAAGACAAGUUAAUGAAUUAUUUUCAUCACAGCAAAAUUUUCCCAGAAAGUAUCCCAUGUAAAUUUGAUUAUGUGCACAAAGACUUACUUAUGCAACAGUACAACCUUCAUGCAGCAGUGCACCAGCCAAUAGAAGCCAGAACAGAUAAAAACAUCAAUGAGUUUAAAAGUGCUAAUGGCCUUGGAUAUUAUGAAGUGACAGUUCUGGGUAUAAACCAUGACAUAGCAAUAGAUGUUGCUUUUCUUCCACUGUUUUGCCCUGACAAUCCCCACUUAUUUCAACUGGACGACAUUCAGAAUGAUAAAUUAUUGUCUUGUAUGAGUUGUAUCUCUGCAUGCCCGCAGAAGGCCACCAGCAGUGGGAGGCUUCAUGACACAUUUCCUCUUUCAGAUGAAAUUGUAAAAGCAGCGGAGGAGCUUGAUGGCAAACACGUUAUCUGCAUCUUGGACAUGUGUCACUUGGGUGAUGACAAGGUGGAAGUCUUUCUGAGCAAAAUCUACAAGACAGUGGAACCAGGUGUGCUGGACCCAGUGUAAUUUAAUAACUUAAUUUUCAAAUGUAUAUUGUUCAAAAGUAGGGAAAUAAAAUUGCUGUAACUUGAAUACACCCUCUACACAUUGCACUUUUCUAGAACUAGCAGACACAAGUACAAAAUGACAAUUCUUAGGGCAGUUUUAAUGGUCAUCCAUGUAACUGGAAAGGACAAUUGUUGCCUUUGUUUUUCAGACUUGAAACAGAUUAGACAAUGUCUUGGUUGCUGAUGCUCAAGAAGGAUGAAUAGGCAGUACAGUGAGCUGAUCAUUUGGCAGGAUACCAAGGAGUCAAAGUGAUUGUCAGAUGUCUUUCUGUGCCUGUGCACAAACAUACACAGGAAAUGUAUAUAUCUGCAUGAGAACUGAGAAGGGAGGCAAGCAUUCCUAAUAUUUAAGGCAGUGUUUGCAAAAGAAUUAAUGGGCUAUGAUAAAAAUUUAGGCUGGAAUUUAGAAUAAUUUUGAUGAUUAGAAUUUUGAUGUUCUGUAGUGAUCUUUGUUAGUGAAAGCUACCAGAGGCAGCCUAACUGCUCUUUAGGCUUGAAGCUUACUGUGAAAGGGAUUAAAUACCGUGGUGCCUUUAGUACCAUGAUCCAGGAAACCACUUUCAGUUCUUUUCAUCUGAGCAAGGUGCUAUGCUUUUAUAUGUCUGCUUUUGUACACAGUGUGUUAGGUAGUGAGUAUAGCAUCCAAAUGUUUUUAACAUAUUUUAUUCAUUAGUAUGAGUAAUGAAAUAUUUUUAAAACAAUUUUUUUAUUGGAACUUGCUUUGAGCUUUGCAAGAUAAAACUGUCUUUAAGAAAUGCUAAUUAUGGCAGGAUAUACAGUUUGCUACAUCAUUUCUAGGUGUGUUCUGAGAACAUGAAGGAGUUCAGCAAUUAUGAGAAGCUGCUACUUCCACAAAAGCAAAGGACUGUAAAAUUUUGCCAACUUUUUGUCUGUACUGAGGAGCGACUGGCUCCUGCUGGUCCAGAAUCAAGUAGCACAUUUUUCUUCCAUGUUAAACAGCCUCAAAUCACUUAAGGAGCUGGUUUCUUACAAAAUUAUUUUCAAGCAGGAGCUCUUUGCAAUUUGAGUACUUGUCCAUUUGAAAUGCUGCUCUCAAUUCAAUUCUUUGAGAAGAAAGAACUACAGAGACUUGCCAGGUAAAUUGUACCAUUAUUGACCAAAGCCCACAGAGUUAAUUUAUAGGAACAGAUAUAUUCUUAGGCACAUUUUAGCAGCCUAAUUAAUGGUCAUUUGACAGAGAAAUGUAAUUGAUUUUGUUACAUACAAGUUCACAGGCAACUUCAGAUAAAAAGUUAUUAAAUUAAUAACAUUGUUGUGUCUUUCUAGUGUAGUUUACAGUUUAAAAAUAUAUUAAGGUGAACAGUUUAACUUAAAUUGCACUGUGACUAAAAGUCAAUUAAAUGUGACUGUAUUUAUCUAUUUAAUAUGAAUCAGAAGUAUUAGUUCUGGAGCAAUGUUUGUCAACUCAUGCCUUUCAGAGUACCCACAGAAGGCAAAAUGAAAAUAUACCAACCCAAGCAGAGUAGGAUGUUGCUUGCAGUGUUAUUUGUGUCAUUGUGCUGCUCAUGGGUAGGUGAAGGUGGGAGGCCAUUGCUCUGGAGUGAGUGUUACACAGCACUUCGUGUUCCAAACUGAGCCAUGCUGACUGUGUCAGCCAGUGUUUUUUAUUUACAUAUACUUCAGAUGGAAGUCUAAUUUUAAUGAAACUCUUCUUCUUUAAUGAAACUUCCUUUAGGCAAUUUUUAAAGGCAUUGUCUUUGUACAAAAGGGCUGAUGUGGCUGACGUUGUCACAGAGCCACAUUGGUGAGAUGGUCCAGCCACCUUCCUUCACCCCAUACCAUAGAAAUGGAGCCUAAGGCUGUUUGUGGCAUUGCACUGCUUAGUACACUUUAAACAUAAAGCAUUAAUAAUUUCAUCCUCUAUGUUAGGACCUCCUAACUAAAUGAAAUGUCAGAAUUAUGUGGAAUAUAGAUAAUGUUUUAAAACAUUCAAGGAUAUAAUUUUAUUUUACUCAAGUGUUUGAAAUUUUUCGUGGCAAAGCUGGGAAGGAGAGAUAUUUACUCUUGCAGAUUGGGGUGCCAUUGUUGAAGUACAGGCUGUCUGUGUACAGCUGGUGAAUAUCCAAUGCCUGUAGUUGACUUGGAAUUUUACUACUUUGGAUCAUUCUGUAGAGUCACCAUCCUGAUAAAUAACCCUGGACUUAUGAAGUUGAGUUCAGUGGCUGAAGUGCUGCAGUGUUAUUAUGAUUCUACCACUCUGCCUGUCUCCCUGCUCCCUGCCAAUCUAGCACUGGAGCAAAGGUCCUCUGCAAAGAAACCACUUGCUGUUUUACCUUCAUUCAGUGUUUAUUAACACAAGUGUAAAACAAAUUGAUUUUUCAUCUUGAGUCUGUCAAAAUGAUAGUUUUGCCAUGUUGAGCUAAGAUACAGGGUCAUUAUCCCUACAAAACAUCAAAGAGAAUCACCUUUAUUGCUGCUGUGUGUUGCUACUGCUGAGUGUAAAAUAAUGUAAGAGCAAAUUUCUUUACUAUGGAAGGUGUACCUGACCAAAGAACUAUACUCUAAACCAUUACAUGUAUGUUUCUUGUGUUUUCAGCAUUAAUUUCAAAGAAUGGAGGAAGGUAGAGUAUAUGUAGUUAGUGGUACUUUUGAGUGUAUAAAAGUUCCUAAGUCAUAGAUCAUAAAGAUAAUACUAAUUUUGAAUUAAUGUGAUGUAGAAGUUGUGCAACACUG
Molecule: messenger RNA, 5427 nt
Organism: Pyrgilauda ruficollis (rufous-necked snowfinch)
Lineage: Eukaryota; Metazoa; Chordata; Aves; Passeriformes; Passeridae
Gene: RADX
Product: RPA1 related single stranded DNA binding protein, X-linked
Exons: 15
Coding region: 2-2692 (896 amino acids)
Biological process (GO): regulation of DNA repair
Cellular component (GO): replication fork
Molecular function (GO): single-stranded DNA binding
Source: RefSeq, a predicted model, not a curated record